This is a messenger RNA of [Torrubiella] hemipterigena, 1230 nucleotides long. The record is from the annotation of a GenBank genome assembly. Lineage: Eukaryota; Fungi; Ascomycota; Sordariomycetes; Hypocreales; Clavicipitaceae.
GCACGAGUUGCCUUCCAUCAGUUAUGAAAGCUUAGUAUUGGACGCUUUUAGUGCGUUUGAUUGGAAUUCAGGAUAUAAAGCGGUCUCCAUACCUGCAUCAACUGGGCCUGGGUAGACCAGCCACAAUACAUUAGCAUAGGCUGAACAACUUUUACAAAAGACGACAAGGCGACUACAUUAAUUCUAGCUAUUCUUUUAUCUAUAUCUGCCAGUAAACAUACUAUACUACAAAUUCAGUAUGGACAAGUUUUAUCAAACUAAAGCGAGGGUCGUCGAAAAUUGCCGGUCUACAUACAAGCAGGUCUCAAAAUGUUGCUUCCGCCAGCGUACUAUGCCGGUGCAUCCUGGUUUGUGUCGCACAAUGUUUACGACAUGCAGCGGCACAAUGCAGGCGCUGAUACAGGCCAGCCACCGAAGUGCAGAUACACUGUAACACCAAGUCCAAGUACGGAUUUGGCGAGCGGCAGAGAGACGCUGGAGUGAAGUUGACUGUCGAAAGAGGGGCUAGCCGUUCCGCUAGUAGCGGUGCCGUGUGGGUAGCUACUGUAAAUGUUUGCUUUUCUUCUUCUUUUCUCAUUGACCAAGGUGCUUCAAUCGACAAAAGCGGGCAGAUCUGCCGUCAACGCCUGCCGCACUGAGACAUGCGACAGCCGAAUGAAUAUAAAUCCGCAAGAGCUGCCGUCAAUUUCCGUCUCUUUUCUUUUUUUACAAUUAGCGAACUCUUCAUCGAUAUAUCCAUCCAUUUUAUUACGUUGACUAAAGUUGACAACUCGAGCACCAUGCAGUACUCUGUUCUAACUCCUAUUCUUCUCCUCGCAUCUGCCCAACUUGGCGUUGCUCAAAACGCCAGAGCUGCCACCUUUAUCUCUACGCGAGGCACAUUCGACGUGGUUGGAGGUGUGUGCACAAACUUUAGGCCAACACAGCCCAUCUAUGUUAGUAUGGACGUAAAGGAGACAUACACUUGCGCUCUUUUCGACAACCGCAAGUGUGAAGGCGCUGGCACCGGCUUUUUGGAGGGCCUCCACGAGAUUGAGGAGCUCACGUUCAAAUCCGUGGCAUGCUUUCUUGCGUCGGUCUAGGUAAUAUGUGCUUUCUUUGACGUCGGAACUUUCGUAGCGAGUGGUGAGCCGACAUAAAAGACAGAAAUAGUACAGAUAUAUAUUAUAGGUGCUUGUGCCCUGGUACAUACAACCAUAGAUACAGGAGAACUCGAGAUCCCCACAACGG